CGCGUGCACGAGAGGGACGCCGGACUAUAAGUAGCGACAAGCGUCAUCUGUGAACGUAAAAACGCUCGCGUGGACAAAUUCACACGGACAAAAAAAGCGCUGGUGUCUCACGUUAGUGAGAACAGCACAUUGGACGUUUUAUUUCCACUGAACAAGAUUUUGAGGAGCUCCUCUUACAAUGUUGCCUGUUGUGGUAGUCCAUGGUGGUGCAGGUCACACUCCCAAGGGAAGGGCUGAGCUCUCCACUGCUGGGGUGCGGGAAGCCACAAAGAAGGGAUAUGCCAUUCUGAAGUCUGGAGGCAGUGCCAUGGAUGCUGUGGUAGAAACUGUGGCCAUACUGGAAAAUAAUCCAGUAUAUAAUGCAGGGCGAGGCUCAGUAUUGACUGUGAAGGGAGAAGUGCAGAUGGAUGCUCUGGUGAUGGAUGGGCGCACGCUGGCCUGUGGUGCCGUGUCUGCUGUCAGGAGAGUGGCUAACCCAAUUCAUCUGGCCAGGCUGGUCAUGGACAAGACUAGUCACGUGUGUCUGACGGCUGAAGGGGCUUCCCAGUUUGCCAGGGCUAUGGGAAUCCCUGAAGUGACUGAGGAGUCUCUGAUCACAGACUAUGCCAGGAAGCGCUGGAGGGACAACCUGAAUCCAGGAGCCAACCCUGUGGAGUGCCAGAUGGGUAAGAUGGGCACAGUCGGAGCAGUAGCUGUGGAUUUGCAGGGAAACCUUGCUUCUGCUACCUCUACAGGUGGCAUGAUAAACAAGAUGGAGGGUCGUGUGGGAGACACCCCAUGCGUUGGGUGUGGAGGCUAUGCAGAUAACAAUAUUGGGGCAGUAUCACCUACUGGUCAUGGAGAAGCAAUCAUGAAAGUCACUCUGUCCAGGCUUAUACUUUUCCACAUGGAGCAAGGAAAAAGCCCUGAGGAGGCAAGUGACCUGGCCCUGGCCUAUAUGUGGGAGCGUGUCAAUGGUCUGGCUGGAGUGGUGGUUGUGGACCCUAAAGGGACCUGGGCAGCUCGCUUCAACAGCAGUCAGAUGUCCUGGGCUGCAGCACAGCAAGAUCAGCUCCACUAUGGUCUGUACAAAGGAGAGGACUUUACUGAGCCUGUGUAGUUGGCCUGCAUGCUCACUAAGCAAGCUAGUCUCAGUGACACAUUUUUACACUAGAUAAAAAUGCCCUCUGCUGGCAGUAGUGAUUUCUUUCCUACUUCACAGAAACGGUUGCUUGUUUGCACAUACAAAUAAUUAGCAAAUUAUAUUUAAAAGACAAAGGGUGUGUCAUUUAAAUUCAAUAUUGAGUUCAUUCUAAUUUAAUCCUAAAAAUGUUCCUGAAUAUGCUAGAUAAUUUAAUACUUCUCCAAAAAGCCUGAUGCUUUAUUACUGAUCCUUUAGAACAGAGUACAGUUAUCCACUAGAUGGAGAUAACGCGCAUUUCAAGAGAAAAUACACCCAUCAGCCAUAACAUUAAAACCACUUGCCUAAUAUUGUGUAGCUCCUCCUUGUGCCACCAAAACAGCUCUGACCCAUUGAGGCUUGGACUCAUCAAGACAUGAGUAUCUGGAAUCAAGACAUUAACAACAGAUCCUGUAAAUACUGUAAGUUGCAAGGUGGGGCCUCCAUGGGUCAGACUUGUUUGGGCACAUCCCAUAGAUGAUUGUUCAGAUUGAGAUCUGGCAAAUUACAUUCAUGGCAUUUGUUAGAUGCCCUUAUCCAGAACAACGGACAGAGGUGCUUUGACGUGAGUCUAUAAAUAAAUGAAUCCUGACUAUGGUUCACUAGGUCUUGACUUAAUGCACUACUAGGGAGGUAAUAUAGUAAGAAAAGCACACAGACAACAGUUUUUAUGCUAAUCUUAAAUACUUGAAGGGUAUUCAAUACUUGAAGUUUUUAUCAUUUGAAGACUGACUAUGUUGAACAGAGGAGAGUCUUGCCAUGUUCCUUAGGCCAUUCCUGAAUAAUAAUAUUUACACUAUGGUAGGGAGCAUAGGGAAUGCGUUUGCCAUGAAAUGGUUUACUUGGUCUACAACAAUGUUUUUGUUGAUUGUGUGUGUGUUACGUGUAAGUAACAUCCACUUGAAUGCCAUGCCCCAAAGUUCCCCAACAGAACACCGAACCAGAGCCUGGAGCAGUCAAGCUAGCCCUCACUCACCAUGCACAUCAAUGAGCCUUGGGCACCCAUGAUUUUGUCGUUGGUUUAUGGUUUGUCCUUUCUUUGAUUACUUUUAGUUGGUAAUGACCACUGCACACUGGAAACAACCAACAAGACCUGCUGUCUUGGAGAUGCUCUGACUCUGUUUUCUAGCCAUCACAUUUUAACCCUUGUUAGUCACUCAGAUCCUUACACUUGCACAUUUUUUCUGCUUCCAACCCACAACUCUAAGAACUGACUAUUCAUGGAUGCCUGAUAUAUACCACCCAAUUGACCAAAUUAACCAUGUUAUUCACCUCACGUCAGUGAUUUUAAUAUUAUGGUUGAUCUAAUAUGUAUGCUCACUCCCUGUAUUUACUUUAUACUGUACAUGUUUAACAAAUAUUGAUCUGUAUGCAUCGCCUUAUAAAAUGUCUCAGCAAACCUACAAAAGAUAAUCCAUUGUUAUUCACAAAACUCGCAUCUGGUAUUUUUAAUUUAAACGUUUCUAAAAAAAAAUUUGCACUGUAAUUGUUCUUUGUCUGUGCAAUAAAUACAAAUAAUUUUUUUCUUUA
Molecule: messenger RNA, 2689 nt
Organism: Hemibagrus wyckioides
Lineage: Eukaryota; Metazoa; Chordata; Actinopteri; Siluriformes; Bagridae
Gene: asrgl1
Product: asparaginase and isoaspartyl peptidase 1
Exons: 7
Coding region: 179-1099 (306 amino acids)
Molecular function (GO): asparaginase activity
Source: RefSeq, a predicted model, not a curated record